GGAAAUAGCAUUAGCUUCUUUUUGUAAAAUGUUGGCAAGAUAUAGGAUAAAUAGAUGGAAGAGUACUCCAGUCCAAAGCAGUAAAAACAAAACAAAAAAGCAGUAAAAAAGAAGAAGAAAAACUAAGCUCGUAGGGAGGAGAAGAAGAUCAAGAAGAUGAGCACCACCAUGAAAAUCGUGUCUCUAGCUAUGCUACUUGUUCUUCUGUUUACUAUUGAUGUUGAAGGUUCCGACAACAGUUCGUUGUGCUGUAAUACACAUCCGAAAUUUGGACCAUGCAAAAUUCCCCAAGACAAUGAGAGAUGCAAUACUUGGUGUCUUCAAGGAUGUGACAACAAGAAAGGCGGUUUUUGCAAACCACUUCCUACUGGAUCAAAAUGCCAUUGUUUCUGUUAACAACAAUAUGUUUUUACGAUUUGCGUUUGUGUCCAGUACAACUACAUUUACCCUCUAUAAACUAUCUUGUCAACGCAGAUCUAUAUUUUCAGUGUAAUAAACCUACAAAAGUAAAAAAUAAAGAGUUUUUUUAAUGGCUU
This is a messenger RNA of Thlaspi arvense, 536 nucleotides long. The record is from the annotation of a GenBank genome assembly. NCBI's taxonomy places the organism in Eukaryota, Viridiplantae, Streptophyta, Magnoliopsida, Brassicales, Brassicaceae.